AACUUCGUUUGUCGACAUUAGCUAUGGCGGAUGGCAGUCAGCUGCGGAUAAUACUUUGACAUUUGAAGUUGCUCGCUAUUUGUUUGCUACUGUUUAUGUAAUGAUAGCGAAAAAUGUGUGGGGAGUCGUGCCGCGAAUUCUUCCAGAAAUGGCGGAUGUGGAUAAGACCUGUCGUAGUGGUUAUUUAUGUUCUUGUAAUAGUUGUAGUAUUACCAGUACUUGUUGUAAAUGCUAUGAACAAUGGUUUCACGAAGGAAGACCAAGGGACACUCGUUGGUGGAGUCUUUGCAUUAAUGGCCUUACCCAUCUCGAUAUGGGAAAUCAUUCAGCAUAUGGUAUUUUACACAAAACCGCAUCUACAGAAGCACAUUAUCAGGAUACUAUGGAUGGUUCCAAUAUAUGCACUGAAUGCUUGGAUAGGUCUUCUCUGUCCACAGCAGUCAAUUUAUUAUGAUAGUCUCAGAGAAUGUUAUGAAGCAUAUGUUAUAUACAAUUUUAUGACAUAUCUUUUAAAUUAUCUGAAUGCUGAGAUGGAUCUGGAGGCCAAUCUAGAACUGAAGCCACAAGUGCACCACAUCUUCCCCCUGUGCUGUCUUGGUCCAUGGGAAAUGGGAUGGGAGUUCAUUCACAUGUGUAAACAUGGAAUCUUACAGUAUACUGUGGUACGGCCUUUAACAACAUUCAUCUCUUUUAUUUGUGAGCUGAAUGGUGUAUACAACGAGGGUGAAUUUCGAGCGGAUGCUGCAUUUCCCUACAUGAUAGCUAUCAACAACUUUUCACAGUUCAUUGCUAUGUACUGUUUGGUGCUAUUCUACCGUGCUAACCGAGAGGAGCUCAACCCUAUGCACCCUAUUGGAAAGUUCCUGUGCAUUAAAGCUGUAGUGUUUUUCUCAUUCUUCCAAGGAGUAAUUAUAGCAAUACUUGUGUACACUGGAGUUAUAUCAUCUGUAUUUGAUGCCUCAGAUCAUGAUACAAUUAAGGACAUCUCAUCAAAAUUGCAGGAUUUCCUGAUCUGUAUUGAGAUGUUCUUGGCUGCCAUUGCACAUCAUUAUUGCUUCUCGUACAAGGAUUAUGUCAAUCCUAACUCUGAACAGCUGUCAUGCUGCACAGCUUUCCUUGCAAUGUGGGAUGUAUCUGAUGUUCGACGAGACAUAAAAGAACAUCUAGAGGUAGUAGGAAGUUCACUCAGUCGACGUAUAAGAGGGCGUGGUGCGUACCGGUAUGCUGCAGGCAGUGCGUCGGAAAGUUCGCGCUUGUUGGUUCCAGCACCUGAGGCUUCACCAGCUGCCGACACCAGUAGGAGCGCUCCUGCACGCCUGAUUGAACAACGCACAAGCUAUGAGAGUAUUUCAUCUCCAGAUGCUACCUCUCCUAAACAAAGUGCCCAGCCUGUGGAUGAACAAGAUCCACUUAUUGAUUUUAGUCCAGAUGAAGCACAGCCUGCUUCAAAGUUCCCUCAGUCCUAGUCAUCAGAUUUCACUUUCCAGAGAGAGGGAAGUAUAGUGAAAAAAGACAUUUAAGUAAGAAUCCAGAAAUUAUACAUAGAAGAGCAGGAUAUAUAGUGGUAAUUUUUAAUGUAAUUGAGUUUACUGCUGAAUUUUUUUAUUGCAUGUGCUCAACUUUUAGAUGGGUCUUGUUUAAUAUGCAAUUUCUUUAUUCUAUACUAAACAAAAUAACUCUGCCAAGUAGUGCACUAUUGCCAUUGUUAAUCGUCUGGAAUGGCAUAAUACACAAAAUGCAAAUACUUGUUACGUGGUUGAGCAUUAACCAUUGUAUUCAUCUGCUGAUUGCAAUUUGUUUACAAUAUGACUGAUGUAUAGUACAUAUUUAGCCAUCGUCACCCAAGCCAGUUAGUAAUGUUAUCAAAUCAAUGAUUUUGCAAUGAUGGAAAAAGUCAAAAUAUCCCAACAAAGUCAGUUCUCUUUAUUAAUGAUGACACAACAUUCAUACAGUUUUAUGUACAAUUUACUGCAGUUUCUUUUCUAAUAAUUAAUCUGUCAUUAUCCUUGAGCAAUAUGACAGUAGAAACUCUGUGCUGAGGAAUAGGAACCUUUAAUAGACACUAAAUCGAUGAGGUAAAUAAUACCAUCCAAAGCACUUAGAAGUUUGGAUAGCUCUGGGAAAUAUGGUUUGUAUUUUCACUCAUUGUCAGUAACAAAGUUACUUGUGUCACACACAAAAUUGAUCAGUGGCAGUAAGAAGUGCCACUGUUGGUUGUUAUGAAAACAGUAAGUCACUGAGACAAGUUAUAAUGGAGCUGAGUAAGUGGCAAACUGCAUGAGAACAAAGGGCAGGCAGAUAAGCCGCUCCAUUGCAGCAACAUUAAGAGGAUGAAACAAGUGACAAGUGGGUCAAACUAAUAGUUUCCGUAUACAUGUUCACAAGUUUCUUGGAUCACAUCCUUUCCAUUAUUGUUGCAGACCGGUAUAUGUCAGUAGCAGGAUCAGGAGGUAGCACUGGUGUGUGUGUGUGUGUGUGUGUGUGUGUGUGUGUGUGUGUGUGUGUGUGUAAGCAAGCUCUCGCACCAUCACAUGCUGCACUUGCUGCAGAGGUAGAUGUGAAUGGUAGAGUGAUGUCAGCACUAGGGAGUGGGAGAUACAUCUGGAGAAUAAAAGAAGAAUAUGGUGAUACACACAGCUCAAAUAGGUGCGGAAAGAGAGGGGAGUGAGGGUAGGUUGGAGACUUUUCAGUUCUCAGUAAAAGGUAAUUUUUUCUAUUCACUGUCACCCUGCCAACCUCACUACUUGGCAUCAGACUUUCCACUAAACAGUUAUUUUUAAGGUAUUUUAUAGACUUGACAUAAUAAUUGAUAUUUAAGAUCCAUCAUCUGGCAACUUUUUUUGAAAAUAAAGUGUAAUGUUAACGUCAUUACACAAAAUACAGAUUUGGACUAAAAACACUUUCUGCAGAUCAAUACUAGUAUUACAGGACUGUUACUGUUUUAACAUUGGAUUUUGUCGCCUGUGAUAUAAAUAGUUCUGUAAUAAUUUGUUACUUUUACACAAGUGUCUGCAGUACUUCAAUAUUUCUGGUUUUAUAAUCAGAUGUUUCAAUGAAACCCAUCAUCAGAUAACAUGGCAGUGUUGCUAGACUGACACAGUGUGUAAGUAUAGUAUUAAACAAUAAUGCAUUGUAUAAAUUAUACAGUGAGACUGGUUUCUUCCCCUGUACUUUGGUAGUGGAGAAAAACUGAACACGUUUCCACAGCUUUUAUUUUGAUGAUGUGUUUGUCAUUUUGGUAGUGAAGAUCAGUGAAAUGUUUCAGAAUUCCUGAAGUCACUACAUUGGUGAAACUUAGAAAAUUAACUGUAAUUUAGCAUUGAUUUGAUGCUAAGUAAUUUUAUUUUACAAUUUGUCUUAACACUAGCAGGUAGUGCUAUGAAGAAGAGUAUUUUGAUGAAUGUAUUAGCUGUACUUCGUCCAAGUUUUAUAUAUUAAGAGUUGCUUUGUGCAGCUGUGAGAUGUUAAAAUAUUUCCAUUGAUCAUGUUGCAAUAAUGGAAAUUACUGGAUGGAGCAGUAUGUAAAAUAAGGGAAAAGCAACCCCUCACCUGUAGUGGAUCGAUGCAUGAAGCACAGUUACACGUAACAGAAAACAGCCUUCACACUAGCUCUUUUGUCAGCACUAAUACACUUAUUCACACACAGAGACCCAACCGCACACUCAUGUGGCCAUGGCAAAUCUUGCCAUCUUUGGGUAUCUUUGCUGGAAAAAGAGCUAGUGCUCUAAAGCUAGUGUGAAUGCUAUUCUCUGUUAUGUGUUACUUUGCUCCAAGCAUCAGCCUGCUGCAUGUGACUGGUUGCCUUUUUCUCAUUUUAGACAAUGUUUAUGCUGGUUAUUUGAAAUCCAAAGUGUUUCACUUCUCCACAUAACGCCAUUAGAACAACAGUAAAUUGGAAUUGAAAGCCUAUGGUCGCAUAUAUUAGAGAAUAGUUGAACACCGACAGAGGUUGACUGAUUGUUCAGUCAGAUUUGUUUUUUUAUAAAGUGAUAAGUCAGCUGUUGAACUACAACAGUCAGCUAUAUGCAUUAUUAGUACUUAAAACUGCAUUUUUUAUAUGCAGGAAAUGGAAUUUCUCCUUGCUUUUAUGUCUGCAUUUCUGUUGCAGCUGUAUCAGCAUACAAUGUAUUUUAUACUGUGAUAUUUUUCAAAGAGAACACUUGUUGUAAUCAUGUAACAAAAAUAAA
Schistocerca cancellata (South American locust) is the source of this 4187-nucleotide messenger RNA. RefSeq names its product transmembrane protein 184C. Bases 114 to 1466 code for a protein of 450 amino acids. The record is from RefSeq and is a predicted model, not a curated record. Gene Ontology annotation, molecular function: transporter activity. The transcript has 8 exons. Gene Ontology annotation, biological process: transport. Lineage: Eukaryota; Metazoa; Arthropoda; Insecta; Orthoptera; Acrididae.